Daphnia pulicaria is the source of this 1594-nucleotide messenger RNA. RefSeq names its product alpha-(1,3)-fucosyltransferase C-like. The transcript is spliced from 2 exons. The record is from RefSeq and is a predicted model, not a curated record. Gene Ontology annotation, cellular component: membrane. Gene Ontology annotation, molecular function: alpha-(1->3)-fucosyltransferase activity. Lineage: Eukaryota; Metazoa; Arthropoda; Branchiopoda; Diplostraca; Daphniidae. Bases 148 to 1476 code for a protein of 442 amino acids.
GUUGCGUGAAAGCAAUAGCUUCAGGGCUUUACUCUUUUUUUCUUUUUUCCCUUGGCUGAAAUAUCAGAAAGGGACAGUGAAAAGCACACGAGAGUUAGUCUCGUCUUGGCGUUGGCGACGUGAGAAGCUCACGAAAGGGGAAAAAAAAUGAGUAAAAGUAAAAUGAAAAUGAAUCCGUCGCUGGGUGUGAUAUUGCAUCGGAUCUGGGCGGUAGCAUUGCGGUCCAUCCCGACGAGAUUCUCAUCCAUUUUCAACUUUGUCGGUUGCCUGGCAAUGUGUUACCUACUCGCCACGGCCAUCGGCUUUGUUUCGAGAAGCAACGACGACAACAGCGUCAUUCAAACCAAUGACAUUUUGCAGGAGGAUAUCCAGGUGCAGGAGGAAAUGGUGGCUGCAAAGAAAGAACCGGAAUCGCCACCGAAAACGAUUUUAUACUGGACGCCGUACUACAACCGGACAGAUUUCACAGUCGGAUUGGGACAGGAUCCGUUCAUCAAAUUCGGAUGUAAAGUGACCAAUUGCAUUGCAACUGCCGAUCGGAAACUUUUAAAUCAAAGCGACGCCGUCAUCUUUCACGCGCUGCAGGUGAACAGUCGAGACCUUCCGGCUCAUCGGCAUCCGCACCAGCGCUUCAUUUUCUUCCUGUACGAGACGAUUCCCAACACGUCCGUCCCUUGCGUCGGGAAAUGUUUGCCCUCGAGCCAAUACACUCCGCACUAUUUCAAUUGGACGAUGACACACCGGAGGGACUCGGAUGUUUACGUGGCCGAACCUUACGGCGCCAUUGCCCCCAAAUAUUGGACCCUUCCAGCCCAGUUGCCGGAUGAAUUACCGCCCGACACUCUUCCGGCCAAUCCGGCCGUCCUGCUCAACCGGAAGUAUCCGCAUUUGGCCAACCGGACCAAGAUGGUGGCCUGGUUCGCCUCCCACUGCCCUACGCACAGCCAACGCGAAGAUUACGUCAAGGAAUUGGCCAAUUUCGUCCAGGUGGACAUUUAUGGCAAAUGCGGAACGAUGGAAUGUCUUCCGCGCAACAGCCACCGCUGCGAGAGUUUGCUGGACGAUUACAAAUUCUAUUUGGCGGCCGAGAAUUCGCUGUGUCCGGAUUACAUCAGCGAGAAAUUCUACCGGGCCCUGACCAACGACAUUGUGCCCAUCGUCUACGGCGGUGCGGAUUACGCGGACUACGCCCCUCCGCACUCGUUCAUCAACAUGGCCGAUUUCGCCUCGCCCAAAGACUUGGCGGCCUAUUUGAAUCUGCUGGCCAGCAACGAGGCCCUGUACAUGGAAUAUUUCCAGUGGAAGAAACACUACGCCGUCGUCCGCUCGCCCAAAAAGGGAUGGUGCGACCUGUGCGCCAAACUCAACGAUCCAAAUUCCCAAUCGCAAAGCAAAAGUUACGAGGACGUGGCCGAAUGGUGGGUCCGAAAAUUGCCCUGCUAUCCAGGCUCCUCUUUCCUUUCGAACCACAUGUGAUGACACACAAAUCUAGAGCCUUAUUAGUUCUUUCCAUCAAAAUUUAAAUGUACCUAUUGAUUUUUAAAAUGUUUGAAUUGAAAUUGAUGCGAGGUAGAAAUAAGAGACGUAUACCGUU